This is a messenger RNA of Sclerotinia borealis F-4128, 1707 nucleotides long. The record is from the annotation of a GenBank genome assembly. Lineage: Eukaryota; Fungi; Ascomycota; Leotiomycetes; Helotiales; Sclerotiniaceae.
AUGUAUGCAAUCAAGGUCGUUGCGAUUGCUGCUUGUGCAGUUCAACUUGUAGUCUGCGCAUUGCCGACCAACGCAUCCCUACCAGUCGUUGAUAUUGGGUACGCUCUCCACCAGGCUACGAUCAAUGAGACAGGACAGUACUACAAUUUCUCAAACAUUCGAUACGCGGCACCACCCACAGGAAAUCUUCGAUUUGCAGCUCCAGUCGAACCUACUGAAGUUGACCGGACCAUCAACGAUGGCCAGCAAGGCGCUAUCUGUGCCCAGGGAACACCAUAUUGGGAAGAAGUUGCUUCGUACUUCUUUGAAGGUGCCAGCACGGCUACCUUAGAAUUUGUCGAGGCAGAAGUAGAAGCUGUCGGAAAAAAUCUCACAAUCUCCGGACUUUCGGCACCAGCACCGUUAACUUCAGAGGACUGUUUGUUCCUCGACGUCAUUGUCCCAGAAUCCAUUUAUGACUCUUACGGCGAAAGUGGAGCACCAGUUGUGGUCUGGAUAUUCGGAGGUGGCUAUGUUGCUGGAUCAAAAUUUGGUUCAGGAAAUCCGGCUACCUUGAUCUCUAGGGCCCAAGAGAAUGGAGAUGAUGGUGUAAUUUACGUCGCUCUAAAUUAUAGACUUGGACUUUUUGGAUGGCUUUCUGGUCCGACAUUUGAGGAAAGUGGAACGGCAAACGCUGCCCUUCUCGACCAGAGAUUGGCACUGGAAUGGAUACAAAAGCACAUUUACCUUUUUGGUGGCGAUGCAGAUCGAGUAACAGUUAUCGGCGAAUCUGCCGGAGCUGGAUCCAUCAUGCAUCAGAUUACGGCAUAUGGUGGCAGCAAUGGCAAUGUGCCUUUCUCCCAGGCUAUUUUACAAAGUCCUGGCUAUCCUCCCGUGUAUUCGGAUGUUCAGCAGGAGGCAACCUUCCAAAACGUCAUCACACAAGCGCAGGCACUUAUUGGCCCCAACAUCACCUCAGUAUACGAUUUGAGGAAUCUUGACUUCGCUACUUUGGCCGGACUUAACACUAUCAUUACUGCACGAUCAGCUCCUUAUGGUACUUUUACUUUUGGACCGGCAGUUGAUGGGACUUUUGUACCCGAACUACCAGCCAAACUACUUCUUGCUGGAAAAUUCGAUACAAGCGUCAAGAUCAUGACUGGACACAAUUCCGAUGAAGGUGCAUUCUUUACAUCUCCUUUCUUCUCCACCGAAGCCGAUAUCACCAGUGAUCUUACAUCAGUUCUACCCACCGUAUCUAACUCUACACUUGCCUAUAUUACUGGGACCCUAUACCCUCCGGUCUACAAUGGUUCCUAUCCAUACACAAGUAUCUACGAACGAGCAUCUCUGAUCACAGCCGAGCUGGUUUUCACAUGCAACGCUCGCUACAUGAAUACCGCUUUCCUUAACGAAACCCAUUCCUACUACUUUGCCGUUCCACCAGGACUUCACGGGGAAGAUAUUGCAUACACGUUCUUCAAUGGCGAUACUACAACUUCAAACGAUGGACUACCUGUAAAUGCUACAGUAGCAGCUGUAUUACAAAGAUACAUCAUGAACUUUGCUCAGACAGGCAAUCCUAAUGGGGAUGGAGUGCCUUUCUUCCCAGUGUACCAAAGCAACGCUACGACAGUGGUUCUUGGAACCACUGGUUUGGGAAGCGUGCAAACUGAUACGACUGCCAACAAUAGAUGUGAAUGGUGGCAACAAGCGUUGUAUGCCUAG